CGCUGGAGCACCUCCUACUUCUGUGCAUCCAUUUGUUCAAGACGUACGAGCUUGUUAAGUUCUACCUUUAUUUGUUGUAGAAUAAGUAACAGAGAAAUGGAACCGCAGGAAGGAAGGAAAGGAAUACCAUCUCUGCUGUCCUCACAGGGGGAGUGCAUCGCCACCAACAUCACGCAGCUCAUUGGUUGGACACCACUGAUAGAACUGAGAAACAUCGCUGAGAAAGAUGGCAUAGGUGCUCGGCUGAUUGGGAAGAUUGAGCCAUACCAACCCCUUUCCUCUGUGAAGGACCGGAGUGCUCUCAGAUUGAUUGAAGAUGCAGAGGAGAAAGGCUUGAUCACACCUGGCAUCACAACGCUGCUGGGGGUCACGAGUGGUAAUCUCGGCAUCGGCGUGGCGUUCAUUGCUGCUCAGAAAGGAUACAAGUUCAUCGCCCUCAUGCCUGCUAAACUCUCGCUUGAUAAGCAGAUACUGAUGCGAUACCUUGGCGUAGAAGUGGUAUUAGUUGGUAAGGACCUGAGGUACCAUGACCCUCAUAUCACGUGCCAGAUGGUAACAUGCUUGUCUCCUGCAGAUGCUGUACAGCAUGGAUUCAAAGCUUUACUUGAUAGGGUAGAACAGAUGAAGAAGGAUGUGGAAGAUGUGUAUGUUCUAGAUCAAUUCACCAAUCCUGCAAAUCCCGAUGCCCACUUCAGAUGGACAGAUGGCGAGCCAGCCUUCCACAACAUCCUAGGAAUAGGGCCAGGUUUUGUCCCAGAAAUACUGGAUAGAUCCCAGAUAGAUGAAAUUGUAACAGUAACUACUCAAGAAGCUAUGGACAUGGCUAGAAGGUUGGCAAGGGAAGAAGGGUUGCUUGUUGGCAUAUCUUCAGGCGCAAAUGCAGCCGCCUGCUUAAAGGUUGCAUCAAGAGAGGAGAACAGGGGAAAGAUGAUUGUGACAAUGUUUUCCAGUGGUGCAGAGAGGUAUCUGAAUUCAGAGCUCUUUGCGCAGGUGAAGGAAGAGUGCGUCAACAUCAACAUGACCUUCUGAUGUUCAGCUCGAGGCAAUGACAGCUUAGGGAUGAUCCAGAAGUGUAGUCUUAUCAUAAUACCAGAUACUGUUUAAUAAUUAAGAGAUGAAACAAAACACACUAGUGUCAU
Aegilops tauschii subsp. strangulata is the source of this 1139-nucleotide messenger RNA. Its product is annotated as cysteine synthase. The record is from RefSeq and is a predicted model, not a curated record. Lineage: Eukaryota; Viridiplantae; Streptophyta; Magnoliopsida; Poales; Poaceae.